This is a messenger RNA of Leishmania braziliensis MHOM/BR/75/M2904, 2067 nucleotides long. Its product is annotated as putative RNA guanylyltransferase. Gene Ontology annotation, biological process: 7-methylguanosine mRNA capping. The record is from RefSeq and is a predicted model, not a curated record. Lineage: Eukaryota; Euglenozoa; Kinetoplastea; Trypanosomatida; Trypanosomatidae. The transcript has a single exon. Gene Ontology annotation, molecular function: mRNA guanylyltransferase activity; ATP binding. Bases 1 to 2067 code for a protein of 688 amino acids.
AUGGCACGUGCCGUCCGCAUCGGUGCGGCGGGAAGCAGCGCAGCGUAUUCUGCCGCAGUCGCAGCCGGCACAACAGCACCGUAUCCAGUGCACACCCGAGGCGUGGUACUGUCGAAUCAUAUGGGCACCGAAUCGCCGCUACCGCGUGCACCGCCGAGUGCGACAGCAAGCCACAUUGUGAGCACCCUUCCAGGCACUGUGACGCCCAGCGGCAGUCCCGCACCAACGGCUGCACUCCAGGUGCACGUGUCGUCUGCGCCGCAGCCUGUGAGUACACCAAAACUUCUGAGCGGACUACCCACCGCGACCGCGCCAGCGCUGCGCCAUGGCCCAGUCUCUAGAGUAGCAGCGCUCGGCGGGUGGCGACCACCGCAGUUUGGUCGUAAGGCCGCCCCGACAAACAGCGACCCGCUCAUCGUCAUGGUCUUUGGCUGCCGUGGGUCCGGGAAGACGACGCAGGCGGAGAACAUUGCUGAGCGCUAUCACCUGCUGCAUCUCUCCUCUGGGGAUAUGUACAAGGAAGGCAAGCAGCCCUUUGCAGAGGUGGAGCGGGCUGUGAAGGAGAACUUUGGCCCUGAGGCAAAGAACCGCUCCUACAACGGCCUCGUGCUCGACCGCUUCGUCGCGACAGGGGAGAUGGACGCAUACUAUUUGCAAGCCGCCCUCAACGCGCGCCAGCUGCCGGUCCCUAUUGUCUUCUGGCUGCAAGUGGACCCCAAGGAAGGCUUGCGACGUGCCCAAUCCCGCGGCGAUCAGAAGGCUGGAGCCGACCACUGGCGCUACGUGGAGCAGCGGGCCCAGGCGGAAAUAGCAGAUCAUGUUUACAAGAAGAUUGGUGUUCUGCACAUCAUUGACUGCAACAUGCUCGAAGCACGUCGGGUCGGGGACCGUAUUUACAGCAUCAUUGAUGGCCUUUUCCCGAAGCGCAACCGCAGCAUUCGUCUCCCACUUGCCACGCCGAUCGCUGGCUACGAGAAAUUCCAUUUGCUAGACGACUACAGCGACUUCCAGCAGCUUUCCAAGGAGGUUCACGCAGCGAUUGGCAACACGUCUGGCCGCACCGAUAGCGCCCCACUCUCUAGCAUUGGGGGCUACAUCGACGCCAGCUCGUUUGCAAACCGACAAGAAUGCAAGCGUAUGUCUUCCAUGUACGUUACCUUGAAGGUGGAUGGAGAGCGCUUUCUGAUUGUCAAACACUCGCACUUCGGCGUACUGGGCUUCCCGUUUGUUUUCACUAGCUGCUACGACUUCAACGUUCUCUUCGAUCCGCUGAAGUUCCCGAACGCGCUCGAAAUGGUCGGUGACAGGCAGGAAGAGGCGAGCGGGAUUGAGUGGAUGCUCGACGCGGAGAUGACUAACAGCAACAUCGAGCCGAACCAGCCCCAGCCGCUGCUACACAUCAUUGAUUACGUCUACUUUGGCGGCAAGCAGGCCAAGCGCACACCAUUCUUCGAGCGCUACGAGCUCUUGCGCGAGUGGUUCCGGUUGAUGGUGCAGAAUAGCGGCGAGGCUGGUGCCUGCGCGCCUGUAAUGCUGAAACAGUACGUUCCUAUCAAUGAUCUGCCGAAGCUGCUCCCCUGCUUCGAGGAUGCGCCGUUUGCGGUGGAUGGUAUUGUCUUCCAGGGCAACACCAUUUACAAGUUUGGGCUGGAUAAGUUCCUCUUGAAGUGGAAGCCGCUGCAGCUGUGCACGGCAGACUUUAGGCUCAUGAACGGAGAGAAGACGGAAGACGGCGUCACCGUUUUCGACCUCUUCACGACGGAGAAUGAGCAGGAGGUCGUCUUUCCCGGGGCCGUGGGCGUCUUCACAGAGAUGCAGAUGCACGCCUACCAGCUUCGGAACAGCGUGAUCGUUGAGCUUGAGCUGGCCGAUGUAGUAGAAAGAGCAGGUCCCAACGGGCAGUCAGCGACGCAGUGGGUGUUCCACCGUCUGCGCGUUGACAAGCCGCGCCCCAAUAAGACUUCUGUGGUCGAAAGCAUCGUUAGACUGAAGCACCUCACAUAUCAGGAGCUGCUAGAUCACUGUAAGGUGCUUCGCUUCACUGGACCCAACGCCACCUCGUUGUAG